GCGCGCUCAAUACAACGUGCAGCAGGUGGCGCCAUACACAGAGCAUGGAACUAGUCAGCUGCGCACACUAGGUACAUGUACACGUAGCUAGCAAAACACGACAAGAAAAGAGUGGUGGUGUGGCGCGCUGUGGAAGAGAGAUGUUCAGGCUACCAGGCCUCUUUUUGGGAGGAUCAUUAGGCUGGCUGAUGACACCUGACAAUGCACCAUGAGUAAAAGUCGCAAUAAGCAAGUACCCAAAGACGGAGCGCCGACUGCCAAGCGGGCACGUCUUGGUACUCCACCAUCCUCAGAAGAUGACAUUAGUGACACUCACGAGGAGAACCUGAGUCAAGUUGCAGAUUUUGAGACAGGGACGGAGGCAGAGUAUGGCAUCAUUGAGCAUGUGAGUAUGAAAAACUUCAUGUGUCACAAGCGUCUGGAGUUCAACUUUGGUCCAAACGUCAACUUCAUAGUGGGACGAAAUGGAAGUGGGAAGAGUGCUGUUUUGACAGCUAUCGUUGUUGGACUUGGAGGGAAAGCAACAGCCACCAACAGGGGCAGCUCAAUUAAGAACUUCAUCAAGGACACGGAACAACAAGCAGAGAUCACCAUCAAACUGCGUAACCGGGGACUGGACUCGUACAAACCUGAGGUGUACGGGUCAACCAUCAUCGUGGAAAGACGUCUGAAAGCAGACGGCAUCUCCAGCUAUAAAUUGAGAGCCAAAGAUGGGAAGGUCAUCUCGCAGAAGUAUGCUGAACUACAGCAGAUAAAGGACCAGUUCAACAUUCAGAUUGAUAAUCCCAUGUCCAUCUUGAAUCAAGACACAAGUCGAAACUUCCUUCACUCUCAAGAUCCCAAAGACAAGUACUCGUUCUUUCUGAAAGCCACCCAGCUGGAGCAGAUGUCCAAUGACUAUGCUAAUAUCCAGCAACACAGGGACAUGAUGCAAAACACUCUAAGCAGGAAAGAGGAGAUUCUCCCUGAGUUACAGCGGGAGGUAUUUCAAAAUGAGCAGCGCUUUAAAGACCUGGAUUCCAUUCAGAAACUGCAGAAGAAGCGAGAGGAACUGUUGCAUAUGUCUGCCUGGGCACAGGUGGCUGCAGAGGAGAAAGUUUUGGAUGCCAUGCAGAAGGAGUUAAGACAGGAAGAGAGUCGCACACCUAAGUUUGAUGAAAAGAUUGAGGCUUCAGAGGCCAAGGUAGCCAGCAGAGAGACUCACUUCCGUGACUUGCAGGACCAGCUGACUGAGCUUGGUGAAAAGAUAAAAGAGCUUCAGCCACAACAUGCCAUGGCCAAGGCAGAAAUGGAUAAAGCCAAAAGGAAGGAGCGAGAUGUAGAGAAGAAGAUUCGGUCCAGUCAGAAUCAGUCUAGGAGCUUGAGUGCAGACAAGAACGACUUGCAGCAAAGAAUCAGUGAACUCAAGAACAGCGCUCGCCGAGAUUAUGAAGAUGAGCGGAAGAAACGGGAAGCUGAGAUCCAGAAGCUGCAAGCCCACAUCCAAGCUCAAGAGGCACAGCAUAGCACCGUGGAGCAAGACUUGAAACAGUUUAUAUCUGCCCUUGAUAGAGCCAAGGAACAGACAUACGGGCUUAAAACCAGGGAUGCAGACCUGAAGCAGAACAUCGACAGCAAGACUAGACGGAUCCAUCACUUGGAAGCUGGUCGCAAGGAUCGCCUUAAGCUAUAUGGUGACUUCAUGCCAAACCUGUUGAAUGAGAUCAACAAGGCCAGCCAGCGAUGUAUGUUCCAUCAAAAGCCCAAAGGACCAAUCGGUAACCUUCUCAAGCUGAAGGAUCCACGUUGGGCCAUUGGCAUUGAGGCUUGCUUGAAACAACUUCUUUACAAGUUCUGCUGUCAUAAUUACCAUGACAUGAACAUCCUCAACCAACUGAUCGCUCGUUUUGUCCCUGAUAAGAAAAGACGACCAGGAAUCAUAGUGUCAGCCUUUCAGGGCCAGAGGUAUGACAUAUCACAAGGGGCAGUGCGAUGUGAGGAGUAUCCGUCACUGUUAGACAUGAUUGAUAUCGAGGACCCCACUAUCUACAAUUGCUUGAUUGAUCAGCGUGGUGUUGAAGGCAUUCUGUUGGUAGAGUCUAGCCAAGAUGCACGUAACCUCCUGCGGUUACAAACACCCCACAACUGCAGGGAAGCCUUCACCCUCAGCGGAGAUCAGGUCUAUGCUGGCCGCGAUCAGCGUUACUACUCUAAUCGGUACACCAAGGCUAGAGUGCUUCGUGGAGAUGUGGAGGAAGACAUCAGGGAAAUGCAAUGUGAGGUACAGCUGUUGCAACAGCAGCAGAAAGAUGUGCUGCAGCAGCUGAGGGAGCUAGACACGACCAUCAGGCAGAACGAGCAGCAGAAACGCCGAGUACAAACGCAACGACUGAAGCUGAAGCAAACCAUUAACCAGCUGGUCUAUGACAAGCAACAGCUGGAAGCCAUCGAGGACAUCCCCCCAGUGGAUGUUAGUACUCUGGAGGAGGAGGUAGCCACCCUGGACCGAGAGAUAGAGGCCAACCAGGCUGUGUUGGAUGACCUAGGGAUGCUGUACAAGGAGAUCCACCGGGAGUACGAUGCGCUGAAGCAGCGAUUCUCUGAACUGGAUGAGGAGAUGAAGAAUUUUGCUGACAGAGUGGAGCCGAUUAAGGAUGAUGUGCUGACCGCCAGUGCUGAAAUCGAAUCAGCCAAGAAUCAUCUGAAGCACUACACAAACAAGAAGAAGGAACACUUGGACAACCUGAAUGUAUUGAAGACCAGGCAAGACCGACAUGCAAAAGAGGUGGAGGUCAUGGUAGGGAAAGCAAAGCAGAUUCAUCCAGAGAGAGUUGUAACAGCCAGAAAACCCCAGAACAUUGACAGUGAAAUAGACCAGAUUACCAAAAGGAUUGAGAAAGAACAGCAAAGCAAGGGAGAUCCAGAACAGAUCAUCAGAAGGUAUGAUGAGACCAAAAGAAGCUACCUGAAGAUCAAGAAAGAGCUGACUAUGUUCCGCAGGUUUAUUGAGAAACUUGACAAACUCCUGGAGGUACGCAAGGGCACAUUCCUGGUUUUGCGUCGACACAUCGCCUUACGCACCAAACACUACUUCAUCAUGACUCUAUCCAAAAGAGGCUACAAUGGCAAGAUAACCUUCAACCAUCGAGAAGCAGAGCUCCACUUGACUGUCCAGCCUACUCAAGGAGAUGGUAUGGGCUCUCAAGACAUGAAAUCUCUUUCCGGAGGAGAGCGCUCUUUUUCCACUGUGUGUUUCAUCAUGGCUUUGUGGGAGAGCAUGGAGACGCCCUUCAGGGCCUUGGAUGAGUUUGACGUCUUCAUGGAUAUGGUGAACCGACGAAUCAGCAUGGAUCUGAUGCUAGCAGUUGCUAAGGAACAGCGAAUGAGGCAGUUCAUCUUCCUGACACCCCUGGAUAUGAGCAAAAUUACCGCCAGUCACCUGUUGCGGAUCUCACGGAUGCCAGACCCCAACACUGGCAACCAGAGUGUCUUGAACUUUGAGCCCGUCAACCGCAGAAAUGAUGGGGACGAGGACUGAGCCUUUGAAGAUAUUAGGGGUACAGAGAUGAGAAAAUGCCUUCAAGGUUUGCAUCUUAUGUUCUACACGCCACUGAGGAUCAUCGAAGUAUUUUUAUGAGGAAGCUGUACCACAUUUGAUGUACCUGUAGAAUUUUGUAAUUUAGGAAAAAACUAAAAUUUGUAUUGUUUUUAGUUACUGUAACAUAUUUUGCAGCACAGACGAUAGGCUUGUUGGAGUAAAUGUAUGAAUUGCAUUGCCCAAAUGUGGUGCAAGUAACUUAAAUCCUAUUCAUUACAUCACUCACUUAAUGAUAAGAAACUGAUUAUGUUUAGAGUUUUGUUUCAAUUAAGGCAUUUACAUAUAUUUUGACAAUACUGGGGCCAGGUCUCCAAAAUCGAACAAAGAGAACUGGGCCUUGUAACAAAAGACCAUAGUCGUCACAAAAGACCAGGCUGCUGGGUAUUACCAGC
Messenger RNA from Acanthaster planci (crown-of-thorns starfish), 3969 nucleotides. It is a transcript of the gene smc6, whose product is annotated as structural maintenance of chromosomes 6. Gene Ontology annotation, cellular component: nucleus; site of double-strand break; Smc5-Smc6 complex. Gene Ontology annotation, biological process: double-strand break repair via homologous recombination. NCBI's taxonomy places the organism in Eukaryota, Metazoa, Echinodermata, Asteroidea, Valvatida, Acanthasteridae. Gene Ontology annotation, molecular function: single-stranded DNA binding; damaged DNA binding. The record is from RefSeq and is a predicted model, not a curated record.